This is a messenger RNA of Insectozyma verbasci, 864 nucleotides long. NCBI's taxonomy places the organism in Eukaryota, Fungi, Ascomycota, Pichiomycetes, Serinales, Debaryomycetaceae. The record is from the annotation of a GenBank genome assembly.
AUGACUAUUGAAGAAAAUAAUAAUGUUAUUGAUAAUUCAAAUAUCAAUUCCGGUAAUGAAUCAGAUUUAGAAGCGGGUAAUCCAGUUAGACCAUUAUACGAACCAAAAUAUGAUGAACAAGACACUUCUUCACCUUGGAAAAAUCAUUUAAUUGCUGCUUUAGGUGAAUUUUUCGGUACUUUUAUCUUUUUAUGGACAGCUUUUGUUAUUGCUCAAAUUGCGAAUCAAGAUCCAAAUAUUCCACAACCUCCAUCAACUGGUUCAAAUCCACAACAAUUAUUAAUGAUUUCUUUUGGUUUUGGUUUUAGUGUUAUGAUGGCUGUUUUUAUGUUUUUUAGAGUUUCAGGUGGUAAUUUAAAUCCUGCUGUUACUUUAACUUUAGUUUUAGCUCAAGCUGUUCCACCAAUUAGAGGUUUAAUUAUGAUGAUUUCUCAAAUUAUUGCUGGUAUGGCAGCUGCUGGUGCUGCUUCAGCAAUGACACCAGGUGAAAUUGCAUUUACAAAUGGUUUAGGUGGUGGUGCUUCAAAAUCAAGAGGUUUAUUCUUGGAAGCUUUUGGUACUACUAUUUUAUGUUUAACUGUUUUAAUGAUGGCUGUUGAAAAAUCAAAAGCUACUUUUAUGGCUCCAUUAGUUAUUGGUAUUGCAUUAUUCUUGGGACAUUUAAUUUGUGUUUAUUAUACUGGUGCUGGUUUAAACCCUGCAAGAUCAUUUGGUCCAUGUAUUGCUGCAAGAUCUUUCCCAGUUUAUCAUUGGAUUUAUUGGAUUGGUCCAAUUAUUGGUUCUUUAAUUGCCUUUGGUAUUUGGAGAUUAUUAAAAUUCUUAGGUUAUAAAACGUGUAACCCAGGUCAAGAUUCUGAUGAAUAA